Puntigrus tetrazona (Sumatra barb) is the source of this 4248-nucleotide messenger RNA. RefSeq names its product liprin-alpha-1-like. The record is from RefSeq and is a predicted model, not a curated record. Gene Ontology annotation, cellular component: presynaptic active zone. Gene Ontology annotation, biological process: synapse organization. Gene Ontology annotation, molecular function: protein binding. NCBI's taxonomy places the organism in Eukaryota, Metazoa, Chordata, Actinopteri, Cypriniformes, Cyprinidae.
AUGAUCUACUUACAGUGUGCUACGCUGGCGUUUCUCAAGGAGCAGAGCAAUCAGAAGAAGGGGAUGAUUGAUGGAUCAGAAUUGAAUCACAGCUCUGAUGCAGCACCGAACACUAACGGCAAGCGCUUGUCGGACGGCUCUAUGGGUGCCGAGGAGGAUUGUGGGAAGGACGGCGAGCUGCAGGAGGCCAUGGACAGACAGAGUAAGGAGCUCCUGCACCUGAGGGAGCGUGUGGCGUCUCUCUGCGGCCGCGUCGCUGAGCUGGAGGAGGAUCUGGACACGGCCCGCCAAAGACCUCAUCAAGUCUGGAGGACAUCAGCAGCCGCCUGCAGAGAGACUUCACGAGAGUCUCUGGCUCAGAAGGAGGACAUGGAGGAGAGGAUCACCACGCUGGAGAAGCGCUACCUUGCAGCUCAGAGAGAAGCCACGUCUGUCCACGACCUCAACGAUAAACUGGAGAACGAGAUCGCCAACAAAGACUCGCUGGUCUGCCAGAUGGAGGAGAAGGUUCGUCAGCUGCAGGAGCGUCUGGAACUGGCGGCAGAGCUGCAGCAGACUCUGCGUAAGGCUGAAACGCUGCCGGAGGUGGAGGCCGAGCUGGCUCAGAGGUUGUGGCCCUCACUAAGCUCUCCCUCUGCGUGCAGUGUCUCUCAGGACAGUCGCUCACAGAUGAAGGCGGAGGAGCGUCAUGGGAGCGUGGAGGAGCGUCUCCGGCAGAUGGAGGCUCAGCUGGAGGAGAAGAACCAGGAGCUGCUCCGGGCCCGUCAGCGAGAGAAGAUGAGCGAAGAGCACAACAAGCGCCUGUCGGAGGCGGUGGACAAGCUGCUGUCCGAGUCCAACGAGAGGCUUCAGCUGCACCUGAAGGAGCGCAUGACGGCGCUGGAGGACAAGAACGCUCUGAUCCGGGAUCUGGAGCACACCAAGAAGCUGAUAGAAGAGGCUCAUCACGAGAAGGAGCAGCUGCUGAUCCAGAUCGAGACCAUGAGGACCGAACACGAGCGCGGUCGCAGCCGGAGCAACUCUCUGCUGCAUCAUGGGUAACUCCAGGGCAUACCGGUGUCUGUGUCGUCCAGCGAUGGACAGUCACUACAGCGGGCGCUGGUCCUCAGACGACCUCAGAAGGGCGCGCGUGUCUGCGCUCGAGACGAGCCCUCCAAGGUGCAGACGCUGGAUGAGCAGGAGUGGGACCGGUUGCAGCAGGCUAGUGUUCUGGCUAACGUGGCUCACGCGUUUGAGAGCGACAUGGACAUGUCAGACGUGGAGGACGACAGAGAGACGGUCUUCAGCUCCAUGGACCUGCUGUCUCCUGCUGGUCAGGCAGACGCUCAGACCCUUGCCCUGAUGCUGCAGGAGCAGCUGGACGCCAUUAACAACGAGAUACGGAUGAUCCAGGAGGAGAAGGAGAACACCGCUCUGAGAGCUGAGGAGAUCGAGAGCCGUGUGGGCAGCGGAGAGGAUCUGGGCGGCCGCUUCCGCUCCAUGACCUCCCUCCAGCCCUCCUUCCACAGCUCCUCUCCGCCCGGAUCCGGUCACUCCACGCCCCGCCGGCCCUCACACAGCCCCAGCCGCGAGCUGGACCGCAUGGGGGUCAUGACCCUGCCUAGCGAUUUGCGGAAGCAUCGUAGGAAGUGCGCACAAGAUGAUAAAGCCACGAUCAGAUGUGAGACGUCUCCUCCGUCCACACCGUCCUCCUCCAGACUCCAUAAAGGAGCCCUGCACACCUCCAGCCACGAGGACAUCCGGGACAUCCGGGGCGCCGGGCUGCAGGACGGAGCGGGCAGCAAUCCCAGCAGCAGCAACAGCAGUCAGGACUCGCUCAACAAAGGAGCCAAGAAGAAGAGCAUCAAGUCCUCCAUCGGACGACUGUUUGCCAAGAAAGAGAAGGGCCGGCCCAGUCCGGCGGGGAAAGAGUCUCCGGGGCCAGCGCUGGCAGGAACCCCUGACGGAGGAAGCUCUCAGGACACCAUGACGCUUGGAAAGCUAGGCGGCCCUGCAGAGAAGAACCGAAAACUGCAGAAAAACACAAAGUCAGGACACGAGCUGCUGGAGGAAGCCUGUCGUCAGGGUCUGCCCUUCGCUCAGUGGGACGGGCCCACGGUGGUGGUGUGGCUGGAGCUGUGGGUGGGGAUGCCAGCGUGGUACGUAGCGGCGUGUCGUGCUAACGUGAAGAGCGGAGCCAUCAUGUCUGCUCUGUCCGACACCGAGAUCCAGCGCGAGAUCGGCAUCAGUAACCCUCUCCACCGCCUCAAACUACGGCUGGCCAUCCAGGAGAUCAUGUCUCUGACCAGCCCGUCAGCGCCACCUACCUCCAGAACGUCUUCUGGGAAUGUCUGGCUCACGCACGAGGAGAUGGAGAGUCUGGCCGCCACGCCGCCCACGGAGGAUGAGGAGGGCAGCUGGGCCCAGACUCUGGCCUACGGAGACAUGAACCACGAGUGGAUCGGGAACGACUGGCUGCCCGGCCUCGGCUUACCUCAGUACCGCAGCUACUUCAUGGAGUCGCUGGUGGACGCUCGUAUGCUGGAUCAUCUGACCAAAAAAGACCUGCGCAGUCAGCUCAAAAUGGUGGACAGCUUCCACAGGAACAGUUUUCAGUGUGGCGUGAUGUGUUUGAGACGACUGAACUACGACCGGAAAGAGCUGGAGCGCAGGAGAGACGAGGCCCAGGUGGAGGUCAAAGAUGUGCUGGUGUGGACAAACGAGCGUGUGGUCAGCUGGGUCCAGGCCAUCGGUCUGAAGGAGUAUGCGGGGAAUCUCCUGGAGAGCGGUGUUCACGGAGCGCUCCUCGCUCUGGACGAGUCCUUCGAUCACAACGCCCUGGCGCUGCUGCUGCAGAUCCCUACUCAGUGCACACAGGUGAGACCUCCUGCCCGGAGCGAGGCGGUGCUGGAGCACGAGUACGGCCGGCUGCUGGCCGCAGGAACGGAGCGGAGGCUGGAGGAGGACGACGACAAGAACUUCCGCCGCGCUCCGUCCUGGAGGAAGAAGUUCCGGCCCAAAGAUGUGCGCUCCGCCGACACACUGCCCGCCAGCUUCAGAGUGACCUCUGCAGAUGCACUGGCCAAGAGACCACAGCUGGACGGGAGUGUGAGUGUACAGCGUCUGGACUCUGCUGCGGUCAGAACAUACUCCUGCUGAUGAGGGUCAGGCUCGGCGGAGGACGAGGACUCUCCGGUUUCAGAAGUCUGGAUCUGAUUUCUCUAUUUAUGUAAAGCGAGGGACGUUCACUAAUUUAGCAGUGUCUCGUAUCGACCGUUGCUUGAUUUCUAUUUGGUCACCUUUUAAUUCUGGCGUCCUGAUCCAGUUCAGCUCUUUUAGAUGUAAUUUAUGUAUCGCAAGUCCAAAGUUUGUACAUUUCUGUCUGUAGGCGUAAUCUCAUUCUUAUCAUUCUCAGUGAGUAUUUUAUCCUCUCAGAUACUUAUUCCUUUAGUUUGAUUUCAUCCAGCUAUUUUACAAGUAUUUGUGUGAUUUUAUCCUAACCUGCUCUUCUCUGAACUGAUCUCCCCUGUUGAUUGUGAGAAAGUGGCCCGAAUCGAUGGCGUUGCGUGAAUAUCGGGGUUGGUACGUGUUUUAUAUCCUCUGAUACCAAAAUCAAACCCUUGGAUAAGCCAUAAUUUGUAAUAAUGAUGAGGGCUAUUUUGAAUACAUCUUUCUACAGAUGUGAUCUUGAUGCCAGCUUUUUCUAGCAUCUCUUUGGCUUAAAGUCAUUGUUUAUCCAUUCCCUGGUGCUGUUAGGUGUGUGUGUGUGUGUGUGUGUGUGAGAGAGAGCGUGUGAGUGUGUGUGUGUGUGUGUGCGUGCGUGUGUUUCUUCUCAGAUGGACCAAUCCUACGGUGGCCUGUCAGCUCAAUCCCUGUCUGUAUCGUAACACUGUAACAAAGCCUUAUAUUUCUAGCCCAGUCCUGUUGUUUUCAAUGAUCUUUUUGAUAUCGUAUGUUAUCAGCCUUUAUGUAGGAACUGAAUUGUCGUUUUUGGAUGAUAUCAGAAGCACAGGCUGGAAUCAUAUCCCAGUCUUUCUUUUUUUUUGUUUUUGUAAUUUUACAUUCUCUAGUCACUCAUGUACAAUUUAAGUCAUGUUACUAUCUUUUUAUUGUCCUUUAUUUAAAUAAAUCUUCUGGUCCUGUAAUAGAAAUAAUGUACAGUCUAAGUACUUAUGAACUAUUUUUAUCACAGUAUUAUUUAUUGCUUUCAUUUCAAUAAAAUACUGAAACUUAUUUUCCACUGCCAAUAAAAAUAAGUCUUUAUGAACA